Messenger RNA from Aphanomyces astaci, 1255 nucleotides. RefSeq lists its product as hypothetical. Gene Ontology annotation, biological process: ribosomal large subunit assembly; rRNA processing. Gene Ontology annotation, cellular component: nucleolus. The coding region runs from base 26 to 1150 and encodes 374 amino acids. The record is from RefSeq and is a predicted model, not a curated record. NCBI's taxonomy places the organism in Eukaryota, Oomycota, Saprolegniomycetes, Saprolegniales, Verrucalvaceae. The transcript is spliced from 8 exons. Gene Ontology annotation, molecular function: 5S rRNA binding.
AUUUGCCAAGUCGGAAUCAACCAAGAUGGCGCGGAAACGAAAGCUGCAAACGAAGGCGCAACGCAUCAAGGAAGUAGGUGCGGAGAUCGAAGCCUUCAUCGAGGAACAGGGCGAAGCUACCAAGCUCCAGAACUAUGGCGACGAACACCUCUUCGCUAUCGACACUGCCGGCAGCACGAGCAAGAAGGCCAAGCUCACCAAGGACCCUGCUGUCUGGUCUGGCAAGUACAAGCCCGAGAAGGCCAAAGCCUUGAAGAAGACCAUCGACCGCAUCCAAGCCAAGCCAGCCGUUGCGGCGACUAAGGCCAAAAAGACGCCAGCUUUGGAGGCGUUGUGGGACACGGAAGGCAAUGCCGCCACGCCAGCGUGGAUCAAUGAAGUCGACGAAUACGUGGCUCCUGCGAUCAUCAAGAAGAAGGCGCCUCUGAGUAAUGCUCCGUCUACCAAGCACAAGGUGAAGGCCGUCGAAGUGGCCGCGGACGGCCAGUCGUACCAUCCCGAAGUCAGUGCGCAUCAAGCCGUGUUGGCGGAAGCGUUGGCCAAGGUCGCGGAAAAGCAAAAGCAGCGUGAAAAGGACCUCGCGCCGCUCGUCACUGGCAUUUCCAACAACUACAUCAUGGAGUCGUCGGACGACGAGGACGACAACGAACUUGACGAAUCCAACGUCAAUAACGACAACGUGGACAAGCCAAAGAUCAAAGCCAAGGAAAAACUCACGCGAAGCGACCGCAACCGCCAAGCGCGACACAAGGCGCUGGAGAAGGAACUGGACAGCCGCCGGACCAACAAAAAGCUGCUCGGUCAAAUCAACAAUGUCAAGACGUUGGAGAGCGGCGUGAAGAAGGACGAGAAGGUGUACCAGAAGAAGAAGCAGCUCAAGGUGUUGCUCAAAGCUCAAAAGCUGGACGACGAGCCCGAAGUCAUGAUUGCCGGCAAAAAGAGAAAGGUCGUGCGUCCGACGUUGGUGUCCACGGCGGCCGAACUCAGCGGCAACAUUCGCUCGCUCAAGCCCAAGGGAUCGGCGAUGAAGGACCGGUACGACAGUUUGCUCAAGCGCAACAAGAUCGAGAUUGGCAAGACCACGCGCAACAGAACCAAAUGGACCAAGUUCGUCCCCCGACACAAGUACCGCGACGACUUUACCGUGUAAAGCGCGCACCUUCUAUUCGUUUUCAUUGGCGGCGGCGAUCUAUUAUACUACGAGGCUGGACAAAAGUAUAUAUAAUAAUAAAAGCUACUACUACGGUGCUAUCAA